Eruca vesicaria subsp. sativa (arugula) is the source of this 2166-nucleotide messenger RNA. NCBI's taxonomy places the organism in Eukaryota, Viridiplantae, Streptophyta, Magnoliopsida, Brassicales, Brassicaceae. The record is from the annotation of a GenBank genome assembly.
CACAUAACUACCAACAAACCAAAGGAUAAUACUAGCUUCACAUAAAAUAUAAAAUAAAUCUAAUAUUCAGAAAAGAUAAUUAUCGAUUUUUUUUUUCCAUUUCAUAAUUAUUAUUAUUAUAUAUCCCCACACUCACACUCAUCCACCUUCACAGGCUUCAACGUGUAGGUAAACAAAAGUAAAAACACAAAGCAGAGUAAUGGACUCUGUUGCUUCCUCUCCCUUCAUCUCCACAUCCUCUCUUCUCCCUCGCCGCCCAUCUUCCUCCCGCCGUCUCCUCCGUAUCAACUCCGCCGUCAUCGAAGAACGAUCUCCCAUCACUAACCCUACCCAAAACAAUGACAUUCCUCCGACCAAACCUAAGAAACUCCACACUCGAACCAACAACCACACCGCAAUUUCAUCUCCUCCCAAACACCGACCACAAACCUCUCUCGCAACAACUCUCUUCUCCACCUUCGAAGAAGUCAUCAACACGUUCAUCGACCCACCGACACGUCCCUCCGUGGAUCCAAAACACGUCCUCUCAGACAACUUCGCUCCUGUCCUAGACGAGCUCCCUCCCACAGACUGCGAGAUCAUCCACGGCUCUCUCCCACCGUCUCUAAACGGCGCUUACAUCCGUAACGGCCCCAACCCACAGUUCCUCCCACGUGGUCCCUACCACCUAUUCGACGGUGACGGCAUGCUCCACGCGAUACGUAUCCGUGACGGUAAAGCCACGCUCUGCAGCAGAUACGUCAAGACUUACAAAUACAACGUGGAGAAACAAACCGGUACCCCGGUUAUCCCUAACGUCUUCUCCGGUUUUAACGGCGUACCGGCUUCGAUGGCACGUGGCGCUUUAACCGCGUUUAGGGUUUUAGCUGGACAGUUUAAUCCAAUCAACGGCAUUGGUUUGGCCAACACGAGUCUCGCUUUCUUCUGUAACCGUCUCUUCGCGUUGGGAGAAUCUGACUUACCCUACGCCGUACGAUUAACCGAGAGUGGAGAUAUCGUCACGAUCGGACGGCACGAUUUCGACGGGAAGUUAGUUAUGAGCAUGACAGCUCAUCCCAAAACCGAUCCCGAAACCGGAGAGACGUUCGCUUUCCGGUACGGUCCGGUUCCACCGUUUUUAACGUUUUUCCGGUUCGAUUCAACCGGGAGGAAACAAAAAGACGUCCCGGUUUUCUCCAUGACGUCACCUUCCUUCCUCCACGACUUCGCGAUCACUAAACGUCACGCGAUCUUCUCUGAGAUUCAGAUUAAGAUGAGGAUGGACUCGAUGCUCGGGGGAGGUUCACCCGUCGGUGCGGAUAACGGCAAAACGCCGCGUUUAGGAGUGAUCCCGCGUUACGCGGGAGACGAGUCUGAGAUGAAGUGGUUCGAGGUCCCCGGAUUCAACAUCAUCCACGCCGUUAAUGCUUGGGACGAAGACGACGGAAACGCCGUCGUUUUGAUCGCUCCCAACAUUAUGUCCAUCGAGCACACGCUCGAGAGGAUGGAGCUCGUCCACGCCUUGGUGGAGAAGGUUAAGAUCGAUCUCGUCACCGGGAUCGUGACACGUCACCCGAUCUCGGCCAGGAACCUCGAUUUCGCGGUGAUCAAUCCGGCGUUCGUCGGGAGGCGGAGCCGGUUCGUUUACGCGGCGAUCGGGGAUCCGAUGCCGAAGAUCUCCGGGGUGGUGAAGCUCGACGUGAGUAAGGGAGAUAGGGACGAUUGCACGGUGGCGCGUAGGAUGUACGGUGAAGGUUGUUACGGUGGGGAGCCGUUUUUCGUCGCUAGGGAUCCUGGUGAUCCGGAGGCGGAGGAGGAUGACGGUUACGUGGUGACGUAUGUGCAUGAUGAGGUGGCGGGAGAGUCGAGGUUUAUUGUGAUGGACGCGAAGUCGCCGGAGCUUGAGAUUGUGGCCGCCGUGAGGUUGCCGCGGAGGGUUCCGUAUGGGUUCCAUGGUUUGUUUGUGAAGGAGAGUGACCUAAGUAAGCUUUAACUAUAGAGUGUAAAGUAAGUAAAACAAAUUAAGGAUUAAGUUCUUAAUCACGUUCCUUGUUAUGGAAACAAAACAUAUAGUAUUGUGUUGUAUGUUGCACUUUAAACAUUAUAGUAUACAUAUACAUAGUUUGGUGGUGGUCAAUGUAUAUAAAAAUAUCAAAGCUAGUUAAUAAAAAAAAAGGUAUUAUGCUU